This is a messenger RNA of Notodromas monacha, 2996 nucleotides long. The record is from the annotation of a GenBank genome assembly. NCBI's taxonomy places the organism in Eukaryota, Metazoa, Arthropoda, Ostracoda, Podocopida, Cyprididae.
CGCGUAAAACCUUCGAUAAGUUCAGUCAAUAUUUCACGUUAGGGCAGCGUUUAACGUAAUAAACGUAGCGAAACUCGGUUCGUAGAUGUCAUGCUAAAUUUACGCUUGCGCAUAGCAAGAAUUAUUUCAGUUAUCUUUCUGUCAACGUAACUCCUGACUUGCCCUCUCUCCUACGCAGUUACAUUAAACACAGUCAUAUUUAUCCGAGAAGAAAUUUUGGAAACGUGAGCGAGAUGUUGCGCGUCAUAUGCAUCACAUUUAUGUUCGCCAUCUUCGGAUCGGUAUUCGGACAGAAUCAGUACAACAGAAUAUCGGUCAAGGUUCCUGUGCCUAUUCCAAUGAAUGAACAAGGUUUUCCAUUGUCAAAUGCAAUAAGAUGUCAUAUCACUGCAAAUCUCCACAAUGGCUCCACUUGGAGUGAAUGUGACGAGACCGCUUGGGGACUUACGCGCAAUUGCCCCAACGAUCGCGGAGAAGCACUGUGCGUUUCCUCGGUGGACAUGGUGAAGCACACCAUUGCCAAGGGCUGCAUGACUAGAGACGCCCUUGGAGUCCUGGAACUGAUCAGCCCAUCGCAGGCGGAUGUUUGCAGGGUUUCCAAGAAAUACCCAACGCAGUUGUACUGCACAUGUGCUGAGGACAAUUGCAACUCAGAGAUGCUGCUGAUGGAGAGACAAUGCUACCAUUGUCGUGAUUGUGGGAUGGAGCAGGAGAGGUCUAUUGUGUUCGGGAAACUGACUACUCAAAAGGAGGACAAAUUAACCGAUACUGUGAAGCGGUUGAUGAACAGCCAGAAAUGGGAUGCUUUUAUCAAGGCUCCAGGCUGCAACCGUCAAAUAGAAUAUGUCGACAAACGUCACUGCCUUCUGUCAACCAUCCCCGACGAAAUUCUUCGAUAUCCUCGAAGUCUAGAAGAACUGUUACUUGACGCCAACAAAAUUCGCGAUUUGCCGAAAGGGCUGUUCCGUUUGGCGAAGCUUCGUCGGCUCAGUUUAAGUGACAAUGAAAUCCAACGGAUUCCAUCAGAUAUACUUAAUUUUGUUAAUCUUGUCGAGCUGGAUAUGUCGAGAAAUGACAUUCCGGAUAUCCCGGACCAAAUCAAGCACCUCACAUCUCUGCAAGUGGCAGAUUUCUCCUCGAAUCCGAUCCAGAAAUUGCCGAGUGGUUUUGUACAAUUGAAAUCUUUGACGACUUUGGGUUUGAACGACAUGUCUUUGACAUACCUUCCUCCUGAUUUUGGUAAUCUUUCGAACCUCGAGUCAUUGGAACUCCGUGAGAAUCUGCUCCGAACUUUGCCCGAAAGCCUUUCACAAUUGACUAGAUUGCAGCGCCUUGACAUAGGAGACAACGAGAUCGAUGAACUGCCGGUAGCCAUUGGUGAUCUGCCAUCAUUGCAAGAACUGUGGUUGGAUCAUAAUCAACUAACAACUUUACCGAAGAGCAUCGGAAAUCUGAAGAAGUUGAUGUGCCUCGAUGUGAGUGAAAACCACUUGGACGAGCUUCCGGAGGAGAUUUCAGGCUUAGUUGCCUUGACGGAUUUACAUUUGAGUCGAAAUUACCUAGAACGAUUGCCGGAUGGUAUCGGUGCUUUGAGCAAGCUCACCAUUUUUAAAGUCGAUCAGAACCAUCUUUUGCGUCUGAAUCCAGCUAUCGGCAAAUGUGCGAGUUUGCAAGAAAUCGUUUUAACUGAAAACCGGCUUGUGGAUUUGCCGCGUUCGCUUGGCAACUGCGUGGAAAUGACGAACUUGAACGUUGAUCGUAAUGCGCUUAGUGCCGUUCCUUCGGAAAUUGGAAGACUGACGAAAUUGGGCGUUCUUUCGAUGAGAGAUAAUCGUCUGGAAGCUUUGCCGGCUGAGAUUGGAGACUGCGUCAGUCUGGCUGUGUUGGACGUCUCUGGGAACCGUUUGAAAAAUUUGCCAAUUACUUUGACUAAGUUGAGUUUAAAGGCUAUCUGGCUUUCUGAGAAUCAGUCGCAGUCGUUGCUCAAGUUCCAGGCAGAAGUUGACGAAGAAACCGGGGAACAAGUACUCACGUGUUACAUGCUGCCCCAGCUUUUCCACGGCGAUGAAACAAUAUGCUCAGGUCGCCUGUACCGGGCCAACGGCGAGGUCUGUGUGACCGACAACGGCAUCGUAUCAUUCGACUCUGAACCGACGCGUCGCAGCUCGAGCUUCGACAACAGCAAGCACGUGUCUAGCGACGACGACGACGCUGAAAAAUCCCCGGUGCAGCGGGAAGUGUCGCGCUCCUCCGUCGUCAAGUUCGACGCGGAAGACAACGAAAACGACAAGGAAACGCACUUCGUCCGCCACAAUACCCCGCAUCCGCGGGAAUUGAAAACCAAAGCUGCCAAGCUUCUCGCCAAGAAGGGCGAGAUGGUGAAGGCCGUCAACGCGAAAGACCGACCCCGCGACGAAGACGUCGUCGUCGAGGAAGAAGAAGAAGGAGGGGUAGAACAAGAAGGAGAAGAGGACGACGUAGGACAGCGUCGUGUCGUCGCCGAUGGUUUAUUAACGUCGGAAAAUCGUGAAAUUUACGAGUUGGAGGGAAAUGAAACUGCUUUAUUGGACGAGUCACUGCCUGCUUUCGAAGCUGUUCCUGCGCACCGUGAAGAAGUUGACUCUCGCGUCUCUGUUGAUGCACCCACCGAAGAAACCAAAGAAGUCCCUGUUGAUUCGGAGCUUUCGUUUGAUUCAGCAGCUAGUAGUUACGCGGAACGUCACGUGGGAUUCGCUCUGGAAGGACGUGAAGAAGAUGAGGAAGACGAUGAUGCGGAAUGCUAUGACGAUGAUGGGAAGCGGCCGCAACGAUUGCAUCGUCGUGAUACGCCGCAUCACCUGAAAAACAAACGCAUCAACCUGAACAAGGUCGAUGAGGAAAAGGCUGCUGAUUUGAUUGCUCAGGCCCCAACACGACUGAGUUCGGAAGUUUGGAACACUGCGAUUGGAAGCGAGGGAGACGAGAAGAAUAACUUCCACGCUCGGUCGGUUGUUUGA